Molecule: messenger RNA, 939 nt
Organism: Musa acuminata AAA Group (dessert banana)
Lineage: Eukaryota; Viridiplantae; Streptophyta; Magnoliopsida; Zingiberales; Musaceae
Product: STOREKEEPER protein-like
Exons: 1
Coding region: 1-939 (312 amino acids)
Biological process (GO): regulation of DNA-templated transcription
Cellular component (GO): nucleus
Source: RefSeq, a predicted model, not a curated record
AUGCGCUCCAAGCGCCUCGCUUCGCACUCCAAGAGCAAAGCCUCCUCAUCCUCCUCAUCUCCCUCCUCCUCUCCGGCCGCUGCCGACACCCGACCGCCAGCCACGGAGCACUCUCCCUCCACCGACGGCGGCCCUGGUCGCCGCUCGCCCCCUCAGACCUCUCCUUCCUCGAAGGUCCUCCCCGAACCACCCCGCGCCGAGGCGGCCGGCGCCUCCGGGGCGCGCGCCGCCACUUCGAGGCGCAGCGAGCGGAAGCGGAAACCCCGGGAGUUCGCGGGGAGGAACUCCUCCAGCCUCCGGCAGAAGAAGGUGUGGUCGGAGCCCGACGAAAUCGCGCUCCUCAAGGGCGCCCUCGCCUUCCGCUCCCGCACUGGCGCCCUCCCCAAGCAGCCCACCAUGUUCCCCUUCUUCGCGUCCAUUAAGAGCGCCAUCGGCCCCCACCUCACCGCGGAGCAAGUCGGCUACAAGCUCAAGCGCCUCAAGAGCAAGUUCGUCCACUCGGCGAACGCGGGCCCUCCCGUGAGCGCCACUGCCCAUGACCGGCGCAUCUACGAGCUCUCCACUGAGAUCUGGUCCGAAGAGGUCAAACAGGCCGAUGGGGACGCCGAGGAGGAUGGCAACGGGGACGUGGCCGCCGCUGCUGACGGUGAUGAUGAUGAUGAUGAUGAGGAGGAGGAGGAGGAGGAGGACGCUGUCGUGGAGGAUGAUAAGUACCCGUUCAUCAGGGAAGCAGCAUUAGAGUAUUGGAAGGUGAACGGACGGUGCCUGUCGGGUGUGCUACUGGAGAAGGGGCUGAAGUUGAUUGAUCCUUCCAAGGGGGUAGUUCUGGAGGAGAAGCUGAGGAAGCAGUGCGCUGCCGAGAUGGAAUUAUGGACGAAGCGGCUUGAUCUGUUGAAAGAAAUAUCCGAGCUCUUGAUUGAGGCCCACAAGUGCUCCUAA